CUGCCAAUAUGGCGGCGCCCAGAGUGACUCGCGGGGCUUCGUUCGUGCAAUGCUUUGGGGAAUGAGGCAGAAGCGAGCUGCGGGCCAGAGCCUGUGAGCAGGUAACCCCCAGCUGGGGCUCAGGAGGACGAGAGACAGGCCCUGCUUAGCCCCAAUCACUAGGGGCAGGAGGUGAAGUUGUGGACUGGCCCCGGCAGUCCCUUGCAGUUUUCCAAACCCGGAAAAGCUCCGAAAUUCUAAUUUUCAGUUCUUUCUGCCGUGGACCCUGUUGACAGCUCCGAAUUCUUGCUCAGAGAAACGCACAUCUUCACAUAACUUUGAAUCCUCCUCUACUCCUCGCCUAACCCCGGUCCCUAAAUCUUCACUCCGGAGUUGGGGGUUUGGACCUAGUCAAAGAUCAUGCAGUAGUACAUCUGGAUCCACAGUAUAUUAGGGCCUGUCCGUCCUCAGAAGUCAUCUGGAUCUACCACCUUACAGGCUCACAGCUUUAGAGAAGGGUCUUCCCUCCUGAAGAAUGGCGUCAGCUUAUCAGAGGCUGAGUUUUUAUGCCUCUCCUCUGAGAAGGCAGCUCAUUUGUGGGCCACCUGUCAUCCAAUGGGAAAGAAGAAUAAUUCCAGGGUGUGCCAGAAGUAUUUACAGUGCUACAGGGAAGUGGACGAAGGAGUACACACUGCAGACAAGAAAGGAUGUUGAGAAGUGGUGGCAUCAACAGAUAAAAGAGCAGGCGUCCAGAAUUUCAGAAGAAGACAAAUCAAAGCCCAAAUUCUACGUGCUCUCCAUGUUCCCAUACCCUUCUGGCAAGCUGCACAUGGGCCAUGUACGAGUCUACACCCUCAGUGACACCAUUGCACGGUUCCAGAAAAUGAGAGGCAUGCAGGUUAUCAACCCCAUGGGGUGGGAUGCAUUUGGAUUGCCUGCCGAAAAUGCUGCCAUCGAGAGGAAUUUGCACCCAGAAAGCUGGACUCAAAGCAAUAUUAAAUACAUGAAGAAACAGCUUGACCGCCUCGGCCUGUGCUUCAGCUGGGACAGGGAAAUCACUACCUGUUUGCCAGAUUACUACAAAUGGACUCAAUACCUGUUUAUCAAACUCUACGAAGCUGGUCUGGCCUAUCAAAGGGAGGCUUUGGUUAACUGGGAUCCAGUGGAUCAAACAGUGCUGGCCAAUGAGCAAGUGAAUGAAUAUGGCUGUUCAUGGCGUUCUGGAGCCAAGGUGGAGAAGAAAUACCUCCGACAGUGGUUCAUUAAGACAACUGCAUAUGCAAAGGCCAUGCAGGAUGCGUUGGCAGACCUCCCAGAGUGGUAUGGAAUAAAAGGCAUGCAGGCCCACUGGAUUGGAGACUGUGUAGGCUGCCACCUGGACUUCACAUUAAAGGUUGAUGGACAAGACACAGGAGAGAAACUGACGGCAUACACAGCCACCCCUGAGGCCAUUUAUGGCAUUUCUCAUGUGGCCAUUUCUCCUAACCACAGGCUUCUACAUGGCUGCAGUUCUCUGAAGAAAGCCUUGCAGAAGGCAGUAGUCUCUGGCAGAGAUUGCCUCACACCAGUGGUGGCUGUGAACAUCCUCACCCUGCAGGAGGUCCCCAUCGUUAUCAAGGCCAAGGAUGACUUAGAAGGUUCUCUAGAUUCAAAAAUAGGAAUCCCCAGCACCAGCUCAGAAGACACCAGGAUAGCCCAAACCCUGGGCCUGCCCUACUCCAACGUCAUUGAAAUUUCAUCAGAUGGCACAGAGAGACUGAUCAGAUCUGCUGAGUUCACAGGUAUGACCCGGCAGGAUGCCUUUCUAGCCCUGACAGAGAAAGCCCGUAGGAUGAGAGUGGGUGGAGACGUGACAAGUGAUAAACUGAAAGACUGGCUGAUCUCAAGGCAACGCUACUGGGGCACACCGAUCCCCAUUGUCCACUGCCCGUCCUGUGGCCCCGUGCCUGUGCCGCUGGAAGACUUGCCUGUGACUUUGCCCAGCAUCACAUCUUUCACUGGCAGAGGAGGCUCCCCACUGGCCUCAGCUUUGGAGUGGGUGAACUGUCCCUGCCCAAGGUGCAAGAGAUUAGCUAGGAGAGAGACGGACACCAUGGACACCUUUGUGGACUCUGCAUGGUACUACUUCAGAUACACUGACCCUCACAACACUCAUAGUCCUUUCAGCCCAGCACUGGCAGACUUCUGGAUGCCCGUGGAUUUGUACAUCGGAGGAAAAGAGCAUGCUGUCAUGCACUUGUUCUAUGCAAGAUUUUUUAGUCAUUUUUGCCAUGACCAAAAGAUGGUAAAGCACAGGGAGCCUUUCCAUAAAUUGCUAGCCCAAGGCCUCAUCAAGGGACAGACAUUCCGCCUUCCAUCUGGACUGUGUCUGCAGAGGGAGGAUAUAGACUUCACAGGUCCUGCUCCUGUUUGUGCAAAAACAAAAGAGAAGUUAGAGGUGACGUGGGAGAAGAUGAGCAAGUCCAAACACAAUGGGGUAGACCCUGAGGAGAUUGUGGCACAGUAUGGGAUUGACACAAUCCGACUCUACAUCCUCUUUGCAGCCCCUCCUGAGAAGGACAUCUUGUGGGAUGUAAAGACCGAUGCACUUCCUGGAGUGCUGAGAUGGCAGCAGCGGCUUUGGUCCCUGACAACACGAUUCAUCGAGGCAAGGACUUCCGGGUCAGUCCCCCAACCUCAGCUAUUGAACAACAAGGAGAAAACCAAAGCCCGAAGCCUCUGGGAGUACAAAAACUCAGUCAUAACUCAGGUAACCACCCAUUUCACAGAGGACUUUGCUUUGAAUUCUGCAGUUUCUCAGCUGAUGGGACUCAGCAGUGCCCUCUUGCAAGCCUCUCAGAGAGUGGUUCUCCACAGCCCUGAGUUUGAGGAUGCUCUGUGUGCCCUGCUGGUGAUGGCUGCCCCCAUGGCUCCUCACAUAACCUCAGAACUCUGGGCAGGCCUGGCGCUAGUACCAAGCAAGCUCUGUGACCAUUAUGCCUGGGAUACUGGUGUGAUGCUUCAGGCCUGGCCCACUGUGGACUCUCAGUUCCUUCAGCCACCGGAUAUGGUGCAGAUGGCCAUUCUGAUCAACAACAAGGCCUAUGGCAAGAUCUCUGUGCCCCAGCAAGUUGCUCUGGACCAGGACAAAGUCCAUGAACUUGUUCUCAAGAGUGAGCUGGGCAUCAGGCUACUGCAGGGGAGAAGCAUCAAGAAGGCCUUCCUCUCCCCCAGGACUGCCCUCAUCAAUUUCCUGGUGCAGGAGUGACCAGGGCUGCAAGGACCCUCCUUUUCUGCCCAGAUCAAGGAAAGGAAUGUUAGCUUAAGAAAAGAGAAAAGAUAAACAUCAGGGGCAUUGGCCUCUGUGCCAGGACAGACUGGAGUCAGCAGGGGCCCAUGUGCUGAGGCCUGAACUUGGAUGAGAAUGGAUGUGGACAAAGAGGAAAGAGGGGAAGAAAAUUCAUUUCGUUGUCCCAUGACCCUCCACUCCCACUCAGGGUGUGAAGCUACCAGAGAUGCUGCUGGGUGGGGGCAAGGAGAAAAGCAAGGCUGGCAGGUAGCCAGGAGCAUCUGCACCUACCUCAGGUACUAUCCAGUACCUCUCAAGGAGUCAUGUAGACUAGAGGAGCCAUUUAAGAGCCUCACAAAGGUCAGGUGUACAGAUGGUGCUGGCUGGGCUUUUGACUGACAGGAUAGUAAAAACCCUUCAUUAUAUGCUCAGUGUCUCACUUGUAGAACUGGACGUGGACACUGGCACCUCUACAAAUUGUUCUGCAUAUGUCUCCAGCACCUUUCAACAGUGUUACACAGGUCUCUUCCACUCCAGCUGGAUGGCCUGUUCUGAGAUUGAUGUACGUGCUCUGGGAUAGGACUCCACUUCAGAGCCUGAACAAAAGGACUGUGUCAUUGCCAUUGUUUCAGUGUGUAGAGUGUGCUCUGUAGUGAGUGAAACUGUUCUGAGCCCCACCAGAGCCCCAUCACAGACCAGCAGGGGUUUGAACCCCAGAUGGCUCACGUGGGCCUCAGAUAGUGAUACCACUUGUCAUCAGUUUGGCCCCAAGAGUGUCACUAGCAAAAGCAAAGUUCAUCAGAGAGGAGUAGAAUUGUUGCUUCCUGGGUGUUAACCUACUGUGUGUCCAAGCUGCUAUGAUUUAGCUGUUUAGGAGACAGCCAGGAGUAGAGCCAGCUCACCAGUAAGUUAGACAAAGCUGAUUUUAUGGGAGUCAUUAGUAAAGUGCUCUUACAGACAUGGCCUGAGCAAGGGCUUAAUACUUAGUUUUGGGGAGAAGAACCUAGCCAUGUUAGGAUGCUGAAGCUCUGUAUCUGUAAUCUGAUGUCACCCAGAGGUGGCUGUCAUUGUUUCCUACCAUUCAGAUGGCCUUUAGUGUCAUAAACAUAUAUUAUUUUGAGACAUAUCUGUGAUCUUGGAACAGCCCUUUAUUCCAGUUCUAAGGGUUUAUUGGGAGCAGACCAAUGUCCUCCACCAUCACAGGCUCUGGCUCUGUGCCACUUCCCUGGAAUACCUAUGGUCUGUCACCUUGAACCCACACUCCAUACAGACGUGCUCAUCCGGGCCCAUGAGCAAUAGAGGCUCAUGCACAGGGUCUUGAGCUUGGUACUGUGCCUGGUCUCCACACCUAGAAAUUAUAGUUUAAUUGUAGCCAUCAUAAAGGAUUUUAAAAUGUUUAUAAGUGAGGCUGCUGAGGGUAUAGUUCAGUGGCAGAGUGUGAACCUAACAUGGCAAUGUCCUAUGUUUCAUCUCCAGCACAAAAAAGCAAAGCAACUCUAUCAAAGAAACUAUGUGGUAGCACACUUGUAAUCCAGCGUGUGAGAGACAUGAGGACCAUGGUUUAAAGAUGUCCUUGCUACAUUAGACUCUGUCUCAAAGACAAACCACCAGUGAUCCUAAUAGACAGCAAAGUUUGCAAGCACUGGAUUAAUGAAUGUUUCUGAACCAUAAUUUCUGCCCAGUCCUUUCUCCUUCAUUUUCAUCUUACCUGGGAUGAGUUUGGCCCAGUACCAUGAGGAAGUAGAGUCAGGAGAGAUUGGGGCCAGAAGGGAAGGCAGACUCUGGAGAGGCGUUUUAAGAGGAUCUCCAAGCUGAUACAGGUGAUGGUCCCAUGACACACAGGAGCAUGUGAAGGUAGGGUGAGGGUUUGUGGCUGUUUUGUGUUCUCCAGGAAUGAGAUCAGUGGUCUUGAUGAACUAAGGGUAAGAUGUCCUUUGUUGGGCGUUAUGUGCCCCAAGCAGUCGACUAGUAAAUUCUGUAGGCUGCUGGGCUGACACACUGGGCGUUGGAGAACAUUCUCUCCAAGAAGAUGAAACUUGGAAACAUGAGCUCAUUGGUACUUCCUAGGAGACAGUAGAUAUGAUGGAACAAUUGGACAGAAAAUUGCUCCCUGUGUGUGAGUGCAUGGGGUGGGGUGUGAUCUGAGUCAGAAACUCAUUAUCUCAGUUUCCACAAAACCCUGGAGGGUAGGAAUUAUUCUUCAUGAAUAUGAAACAAAACAAAGCAAAAAAAAAAAAAAAAAAAGACCUACAACAGGCUCAGAGAGAGGCUCAGUAAUUUGCCUAGUUUUCAAAGCUAAUAUGUAGAGGUGGCAGGGUGUAAACUCACAUCUGGCUUCUCUUAAUGCUGUCCUACUGUGUCACCGGGCCUUCACUUACAUGCCCAUCUCGAUUGAUGUGUGGCAUGAUGCAGUGUCAGCCUUCUCAGAAGUCCGGGAAGUUACAGCAGUGGUGCCUGCUCCACUGGGACAGAUGGCUGGUUGGUUAAGAGGCCAAGAGCCUGGGCUGGGUCCUGUAGGGCUAGCAUAAAGGCUGCUAACUCCUGGGAGAUAAGGCUACAAGUGGAUGAAGGUUAUUUCUUUUGGAGAAGUGGAUGAAGAGAAUUUGUGAGCAAGAAUUGUGCCCUACAUGAAUCCUGCCAGAGUGCACAUCUGCCAAAGAAAAUGAAAUUGACUCCCAAGACCAAAACACUAACUGAGGUGGUACACUGCCCACGCAGUCCUCACCCAGCCAGAAUACACUCCUUCAGAGAACAGGUCAGUACAAAUAUGAGCAUCUAGUCAGUGGAAGAGAAGGCAGCCAAAUAAAGACAGCUUUUUUAAAUCAUGA
Peromyscus maniculatus bairdii (prairie deer mouse) is the source of this 6075-nucleotide messenger RNA. It is a transcript of the gene Lars2, whose product is annotated as leucyl-tRNA synthetase 2, mitochondrial. The record is from RefSeq and is a predicted model, not a curated record. Gene Ontology annotation, cellular component: mitochondrion. Gene Ontology annotation, molecular function: ATP binding; leucine-tRNA ligase activity; aminoacyl-tRNA deacylase activity. NCBI's taxonomy places the organism in Eukaryota, Metazoa, Chordata, Mammalia, Rodentia, Cricetidae. Gene Ontology annotation, biological process: mitochondrial translation; leucyl-tRNA aminoacylation.